UAAAUUGUUCAUAAUGGAGGCGAUGUGCAGAAUUUACAGGUGUACAAGCGAAUCAUUAGAAGACAUAUAUUCCUGGAGUAACAGAAAACGUACGAGGUCAACCAAGACCUGGCUUUCAUGAUUAAGGAUUGUACAGGAACUCUUGUUAUGCGCGGAGACGCCUUGCCUCAAAAGAUUUGCCCGCCAUGUCAAGAGUGGGCCAGAUCUGCAUUUCGAUUUAAGGAUAUGUGCCAAAAAAGUUAUGAAUAUUUCUUUUUAAAAGUUACAAAUGCAAAAAGUAAGCUGCUCAACGAGAGAGGACGUACCAAUUAUGGAGCAAGAUGAGAUAAUAAAGGAAGAGUACAUCAUACAGGAACAGCGAUAUUUGGAUCCAAGCGACCAAUAUGGUACAUAAUAAUGAACUUCAUGAAAACACGAAUGGCGCUAAAGAAACCAAAGGGUAGAUUCAAAGGAUGCUGACAUUAAACUGUAGAAGUGCCACCGUAACUCCCACACUAAAGAUCUAGAGUCCACUUCUAAAACGAUGUGUGGCGGAGAAAAACCUGGUGUCUUUUGUGCAGCGGAAGCGGGGGGAGUUGGUUGGGUCAGAGGAGGUGACCAAUUCAAUGGAUUGGUCAGCCUAUGCCGCAAGGCAGUUGGCGGCUCCUCUGAUCGGGCCAACUCAACCCGUCAAGACGCGGCCAUUGGUGUUGGAGGAGGAAGCAUAGUAUACCGAAGUCUUCGUGGAGCGGAGCUUCCGUACCUCGGAUUUCUUUAAUCAAAAUCAUGUCCACUCAAUUGCAAGAUAUUGCCAUUUUACCUGAGUUCCCCGACACAGUCAAAAUGCCGCAAUUUGAUAAAUUAUGGAUGUGUCUGUGUUCGCUUCCCGGCAACAUACGAAAUGGUGAUAAUUUUCUCAGUUUCCUGCGACGUUUUACUGAAUAUAUAAAAACACGUUUACGUGUCCAUCUGUGCGGAUCGUUUGUCCAGCUUGUAGCGUACUCCAAAAAUUACUCACCUGACUGAAUUUGGUGCCCUAACUCUGUAGAUAAUACAUUCAACGUUUCGACACAUCAACGUUUCGACAGCUCGACAAGUCUCCGAACUGGUGGACUAAUCUUUGGUAAAUUUGUAACUCGCAAAUAUAUGUCCUUUGUCUGGUAAGCAAUGGAAAUGAUCCGCUGAGAAAAAUCUCUUCGAAUCAGAGAUUUAAUCUGAAGGAUGGGGUAAAUAAUUACGAGCAAGCUUAUUAUGGAUACGGCAUGGAUCUGUUGUACCAUCGUUUGGACUUGAUUCAAAAAUCUGCCGGAACUUGUCAAUACUUUCGCCAAAUGACCACCAUGGCUUAAUUGUUUGGUUCUGCUUGACCCCCUCAUAAGGAAGCCAACAAAAGAUACUCGUACUUACCCAAUCUCAAACAAUUGCUCAUAAGUCAUUAUAAUGAUAGAGCGCGAAAUUAUCCACACAACAACAGCCUCGAAACGAAUUUUUGAUGUUCUACAAGAUGUUUCACAAUUUCUAAUACUUUUCCUAAAAGUUUCUUUAGAGUUGAUAGUCAGGAUUUUGCAAUACGUUUUACCAAAAAAACUGAAGGAUAUCAAUGGCGAAAUCGUUUUGAUAACAGGAACUGGUCAUGGGAUUGGUCGGGAACUGGCUCUUCACUAUGCUGGAUGGGGUAGUACUGUGAUAUGCCUGGAUAUCAACGAAAAAAACAACUUAGAGACGGUAGAGAAAGCAAAACGUCUUAAUGGUGGAGCCGUCUUUAGUUUUAUAUGUGAUGUUUCUAAACGCGACCAGGUAUUUGCUUUAGCGGAUCGUGUUAAGACUGAGAUUGGCCCAAUUUCAGUCCUGGUGAACAAUGUCGGAAUAAUGCCCACUCAUCCAUUAAAUCAACAAUCGGAGGAAGAAAUUCAGCGGGUGUUUGAUGUAAAUGUGUUCUCACAAUUCUGGACUAUACAGGCAUUCCUAGAUCAUAUGAAGGAACGAAAUCGUGGUCAUAUCAUUUGUCUGUCUUCAAUAGCUGGAAUUGUGGGCCUAUCGAAUCUCGUUCCCUAUUGUGCCACCAAAUUUGCUGUUCGUGGAAUGAUGGAGGCUCUCCAUGAGGAAUUACGCGAAGGACCUUUCAAAAAUCUAAUAAAAACAACUACAAUAUUCCCUUAUAUGACCAAUACUGGUUUGUGUAAGCAUCCCAAAGUGAAAUUUCCUUCCAUUUUGGGACUUUUAGAUCCCAAAGAUGUCGCCAGACGCAUAGUGGAGGCCCACAGAUCGGAUUGUCUAGAAAUAACCAUUCCUAGCAGUCUAUUGCAUAUCAAUAAUUGGACCCGACUACUUCCAGAUCAAUGUGGCUGUCUUUUAAAAGAUUAUAUAGAUUCUGGUGUGGAAUCCGAUUUAAAGUAGUUUUUAUUUUCUUAUUUUCUGUGCUUAUAUGCUAAGAAAACACAUUUGUUUAAUUAUCCUUUGUAUCUUGAGGUAAAUUUGAAAUAGAUUAUGGAAACGUUGUCAGAAUGA
This is a messenger RNA of Drosophila willistoni, 2487 nucleotides long. RefSeq names its product short-chain dehydrogenase/reductase family 16C member 6. The record is from RefSeq and is a predicted model, not a curated record. The transcript has 7 exons. The coding region runs from base 1420 to 2376 and encodes 318 amino acids. Gene Ontology annotation, cellular component: lipid droplet. Gene Ontology annotation, molecular function: oxidoreductase activity, acting on the CH-OH group of donors, NAD or NADP as acceptor. Lineage: Eukaryota; Metazoa; Arthropoda; Insecta; Diptera; Drosophilidae.